UGCCUCUCUUCCCACGCUAUCACCUCACUUUUACCUUCCUCCAAUAUCCAGAAAUUUCAGAUAGUAGCGGAAGGCGAUGGAGGCUGCUCUUGUGGGUGUUGGCGUGGGGGUGAUGAAGCCGCUCCUGGAGAAGCUCUUCAAGCUGUCGGAGGAAGAGUACGCCCGGCUCAAAGUCAAAGGCUUGGCUCGUCAGGUCGAAGCCACGAGAGAUGAGAUGUGCAGCAUGACGGCCGCGCUAGAGGCGCUUGAGGAUGCCGAGCAGCUGGACCCUGAGAUGAUACCUUGGAGGGACGACGUCCGCGAGCUGUCCUACGACAUGGAAGAUUGCAUUGAUGACUUCACGGCUCGUCUUGACCACGAGGGCGGUGGGCAUACAGGCCUCAAGGGGUUCUUUGACAAGCUAAAGAAGCUCAAACCAAGCCAUGAGAUCGCUGUCGAGUUCGAAAAGCUCAAGGCCCGGGCUAUCGAGGCAAGCAAGAGGCACAAGAGGUACAAAAAUGACUUCCCAAUACCCAACUCUAUCACCUCUGAAAUUGAUCCCAGGCUGCAUGCACUUUAUGUGGAUGUUGCUAAGAUUGUGGGCAUGGACGAUCCUAAGAAGCAUAUCAUUGAGCGGCUCAAGAAUGAAGAUUUUUCUACCCCGCUUCAAGUGGUGUCGAUUGUUGGUACAGGUGGUCUUGCACUUGUGUCGGUUUCUCGAAAGCCUAACAUGAAAAAUGUUCUAAGAGAUAUUGCUGAGAGAGUGGGGAUCUCUCACAGCACUUCCAAUGAUGACGAGCGGCGACUUAUUGAUCGGCUCCGAGACCACCUUCAGAACGAAAAGUACCUUAUCGUGAUCGACGAUAUCUGGAGCACUGAAGCAUGGGAAACCAUAAGGGAUGCCCUACUGAAUAAUGAUCAUGGUAGCAGAAUUAUCACUACAACACGUAAUAGUACAGUUGCAUCACAUUGUUGUUCUGGAACCGGUUAUGUUUACAAAAUGAAACCCCUCAGUCCUGCUGACCCCAGAAGCUUGUUUUUGCAAAGAGCAUUCGGUUCAGAGGAUUUAUUCCCCCCGCAUCUGGAAAAUGUGUCUGGAGGGAUAUUGCAGAAAUGUGAGGGCCUACCACUGGCUAUUAUUACCAUGUCUAGUUUGCUGGCAGAUCAAACAGCCGAAGAAGAAUGGAACAGGGCACUGGCUGCUAUUGGUUCUUCACUUGCAAAGGAAUCUCAUGCUGAAGCCCUGACAAAGAUAUUAUCUCUGAGUUAUUUUGAUCUUCCUCACCCUAUGAGAACUUGUUUGUUGUACUUCAGUGCAUUCCCAGAAGAUCAUAUUAUCAAGAAAAGGAAUUUGAUACAUAAAUGGAUCGCCGAAGGCUUCAUCCAUGAAGAACCACAUCGGAGUGCAUACGAAGUAGGGGAGAGUUAUUUUUAUGGUUUCAUCAACAGAAGCUUGAUUCAAGCACACGACAUAAAGUAUGGCCAGGUGGAGACAUGCAAAGUUCAUGACAUUAUUCUGGAUUUCAUCACAUGCAAGGCCAGUGAAGAGAAUUUCAUGACAACAUAUGGUGAUGCCGAGCAUAGGAAGAAACACAAGAUUCGCAGGCUCUCUGUCAUGAGCCGCUAUAGCGAAAUGGCUGCUGUGCCAGGGGAUCUCUCUCAUGUUCGAUCACUUGCUAUGUUUGGGAAUUUCGGGCAAAAUUCUUUGUUGUCUUUUCCAGCUCUUCGUGUGUUGGACCUGGGAGAAUGUCGGGAUUUAGAAAACAGCCAUCUGACAAAUAUUGGAAAGUUAUUUCUUCUCAAGUACUUGCGUCUUGGAUCAGAUAAAAUAACAGAGCUUCCAUGUAAAAUUGGAGAUCUGCAGUAUUUGGAAACUCUGGACAUAAAGGGCACCACAAUUGCAAAACUACCAUCAACUAUUACACGGCUUCAAAGAUUGACCCGUCUAUAUGUUGACUACAUGAGUCCAUCAGAGUCAAUGGAAAACUGCGCUAAUUUAUCUGAUGGAAUAAUUGGACAGUUGCAGAGCUUAGAAGAACUAGAGAAUGUUCAUGUCUGCCCCUCGCGAAUAAAGAUGCCUCUGGUAGAGCUCGACAAGUUAACCAAUCUAAGGACGUUGAGUGUAAGUAUCCUGUAUCCGCUUCAUUUCUGUCAUGCUGAUGGAGCUGAAGAUGUUGGGAGAUUUGUAAGGAUUUUAAUAUCUUCAUGCAAUCUUCAUCAUCUACGGAUUGAUUAUAUGGCUGAACUUACAAUUUGGGGCCUACUGUCCCUGGAAUCAUGGCGCCCUACUACUCCUUCUGUACUCCUGGAGAUCUCCAUCACUAAUUACCACAUCGACAAAGUUCCGAAUUGGAUGAUCUCCCCUGCGAAUCUUAGGGCGUUAGACAUAUCCUUGUACCGUAUGGGACCAGAAGAUGUCGAGAUCCUUGGAGCUAUGCCCGCUCUGUUUUUCCUGAAGCUCAAAACUUAUUACGGCAGAAAUGGAAGGAUCAACAUCCGUGGGUUCAGAAGUUUGAAAUAUUUCAGCUUGGAUAUCUUUCUUUGUGGAACUGCACUGGAGUUCGGAGAGGGAUCAAUGCCUAAGCUGGACCAUUUGGAGCUUAAAUUCCCUGUACAUGGCGUCAAGUGCGUGAAUGGUGCUUCAGAUUUUGGCAUCCAGCACCUCUCCACCCUGACAAGACUGGAUGUCCACAUUCAUGGCUUAGCUGCCUAUCUUAUCAAAAAAGUACUCAAGCUUUCAAAAGAAGACGACUUUGUAAAUAAGGUUAAUAGCCUUAUCAAAAUUGCAGUGGGGCAACUUCACAAUCGUCCCACUUGCACAUUUACACGUCCUAGAGGAUACACUACAGGUUGUCACCAUUUUGAAGAACACUUCAAGAAAAAGUAUGGAGAUCUAGUCAGGAGUAGUCGUCAAAGUGGAGAAAAUGUCUUUUUGUCCUAUAUGGAUCGAAUAAUCAAAGAGAUUGAUCAAGAUGCUAUGUCAAGGUGUGUCACGGUUCAGAAUGAAGAGAUUGACCAAGAUGCUACGUCAAGGUGUGUCACGCUUCAGAAUGAAGAGAUAAAUCAAGAUGCUCCGUUAAGAAGGUGUGUCACGCUUCAAAAGGAAGAGACUAAUCAAGAUGCUCCGUUAAGAAGGAGUGUCACGCUUCAAAAUGAAGAGAUUAAUCAAGAUGCUCCGUUAAGAAGGUGUCUCACGCUUCAAAAUGUUGUGUCAUGGUUUACUGUGUGGCUUCGCAUCUGGACCGGACCAGCAAACUCCUUCAUCAAGUGGUUCUUUCUGCUGGUACUACUACCUCUAUUUCUGAGCUAUAUUUGUUUUUACUGGUUGUAAUGUAACUUGUAAGGCACUUUAAUCUCGUUCAGUCCAUACCAGAUGUCACCAAGAGUGCAUUUAUACAGUUCUCAGUAUGACACUGAUAGCUUGUUUUAAGCAACGUAAGCAACUCAGAUGAAGUCAUCGACAUAAUCUACUGAUCUUUUCGAGAUGUGUAACUGAAGCUUCUUUUGAUAGCCCAGAGAUAAAAAUCUUUAAAAUGGUUAUUUGGACCAGCAGAAUCAGCAUUUUUGGCAUGAGGCUCAUGUGAACAUAUCCUUGGAUGUGCUUCAGUCAUAGACCAUCCUGACAGAAUGUUACUUUGUGCCCACCUCCAAGCUUUUUGUUUCAGCUAUCUCUGUGUAUUUGGACUUCUAAGAGGCUUACUGGACAGUCAGGUAUCACUUCUGGGAAGUUCGUUUUCGCCGGUUGAUCGGUACUACCGAGAAAAAUCUUUGAUAUUUCUGGGCUAGAUGCUCUUUCAUGUAAA
This is a messenger RNA of Triticum dicoccoides, 3782 nucleotides long. Its product is annotated as disease resistance protein RGA5-like. The transcript has 4 exons. The record is from RefSeq and is a predicted model, not a curated record. Gene Ontology annotation, molecular function: ADP binding. Gene Ontology annotation, biological process: defense response to other organism. The coding region runs from base 77 to 3310 and encodes 1077 amino acids. Lineage: Eukaryota; Viridiplantae; Streptophyta; Magnoliopsida; Poales; Poaceae.